Drosophila subpulchrella is the source of this 1726-nucleotide messenger RNA. RefSeq names its product cytochrome P450 6a2 (gene Cyp6a2). Gene Ontology annotation, molecular function: monooxygenase activity; oxidoreductase activity, acting on paired donors, with incorporation or reduction of molecular oxygen; iron ion binding. The transcript is spliced from 2 exons. The record is from RefSeq and is a predicted model, not a curated record. NCBI's taxonomy places the organism in Eukaryota, Metazoa, Arthropoda, Insecta, Diptera, Drosophilidae. The coding region runs from base 50 to 1570 and encodes 506 amino acids.
UAGGUCGAGCACGACGAAUGAAAAGCGGGAAUCGGACUAGCCAAACAAAAUGUUUGUUUUAAUUUAUUUGGUGCUUGCGAUAUCAUCGCUUUUGGCCUACUUGUACCACCGCAACUUCAACUACUGGAAGCGUCGCGGAGUGGCCCAUGAUACCCCACAUCCUCUUUAUGGAAAUAUGGUCGGAUUCCGGAAGGAUAGGGUGAUGCACGACAUCUUCUACGACUACUACAACAAGUACCGGAAGAGCGGCAACCCCUUCGUGGGCUUCUACUUCCUGCACAAGCCGGCCGCCUUUAUCUUAGACACCAAGCUGGCCAAGAACAUACUGAUCAAGGACUUCUCCAACUUUGCGGAUCGCGGACAGUUCCACAACGGGCAGGAUGAUCCGCUCACCCAGCACCUGUUCAACCUGGACGGCAAGAAGUGGAAGGACAUGCGCCAGAGGCUGUCGCCCACCUUCACCUCGGGCAAGAUGAAGUACAUGUUCCCCACGGUGAUCAAGGUGUCCGAGGAGUUUGUCAAGGUGAUGACCGAGCAGGUGCCCGCCACCCAAAACGGAGCUGUGCUCGAGAUCAAGGAGCUGAUGGCCAGGUUCACCACCGACGUGAUUGGUACUUGCGCCUUUGGCAUAGAGUGCAAUACCCUCCGUAAUCCCGUCACCGAUUUCCGCACCAUGGGGCAGAAGGUGUUAACAGAUAUGCGGCAUGGAAAGCUGCUCACCAUGUUCAUGUUCAGCUUUCCCAAUCUGGCCAGGAAGCUGAGGAUGCGCAUGAUGCCCGAGGAUGUGCACCAGUUCUUCAUGAGGUUGGUGAACGACACGAUUGCCAUCAGGGAGAAGGAGAACUUCAAGAGGAACGACUUCAUGAACCUGCUCAUCGAGUUGAUGCAGAAGGGCAGUGUCACCCUGGAGAACGGAGAGGUGAUCGAGGGCAUGGACAUCGGCGAGCUGGCCGCCCAGGUGUUUGUCUUCUAUGUGGCCGGCUUCGAGACCUCCUCCUCGACCAUGAGCUACUGCCUCUACGAGUUGGCCCAGAACCAGGGCAUUCAGGACAGGAUGAGGAGCGAGAUCCAGACGGUGCUGGAGGAGCACGAGGGGCAGCUGACCUACGAGUCCGUCAAGGCCAUGCGCUACUUGAACCAGGUCAUCUCAGAGACCCUGAGGCUGUACACUUUGGUACCCCAUCUGGAGCGAAAGGCUCUUAAUGAUUACGUAGUGCCGGGUAAUCCCAAGUUCGUUAUUGAGAAGGGCACUCAAGUCUUGAUUCCCGCCUGUGCCUACCACCGCGACGAGGAUCUGUAUCCGGAUCCCGAGACCUUCGAUCCGGACCGCUUCUCGCAGGAGAAAGUGGCCGCCCGCGACUCCGUGGAGUGGCUGCCCUUUGGCGAUGGGCCUAGAAACUGCGUCGGAAUGCGAUUUGGCCAAAUGCAGGUCCGCAUCGGCCUGGCCCAGAUCAUCAGCCGGUUCAAGCUGUCCGUUUGCGACCAGACAGAGAUCCCACUGAAGUACACACCCAUGUCCCUAGUCUUGGGCACCGCGGGUGGCAUCCACUUGCGGAUGGAGCGCAUCUAGAUGUGCUUCAUAAGUGCCAUUGUAUAUUUAGUUUAAUCACAAGUGAUAUAAACUAGGGUAAGCAUUUUGUUGUGAAAGACUUAAAGUACCAUUCGUGUGCAAUGUCUGUGACUGAACUCCACCUUUUAUCUAAUAAAAUACACAUGUUGAACUAAA